AUGAGUCUAUUGUAUGUCAUUGUUGCAUUCGUCUUCGUUGCAUCUAUACUCAUUGCAACAAAGUCGAAGAAGAAAACGAUGAAUCUACCCCCUGGACCACCGAAACUUCCUAUCAUUGGCAACUUGCACCAAUUAGGCUCGCAGCCUCAUCGCUCGAUAACCAAACUAUCUGAAAAAUAUGGAUCUCUAAUGUCCCUAAAGUUUGGGAAGGUAUCUACCGUUGUGGUGUCAAGUCCAGACGCAGUGAAGGAUGUCUUAAAAACAUUCGAUGUAGAAUGUUGUUCCCGACCAUACAUGACUUACCCUGCAAGAAUUACGUAUGGUUUGAACGAUAUAGCGUUUUCACCGUACAGCCAAUAUUGGAGGGAAGUACGAAAGGUGGCGGUUGUUGAACUCUUCACCGGGAAAAGAGUGCAGUCUUUUCGACAUGUCCGAGAAGAAGAAGUUGCCUCCUUUGUUGAUUACGUGAAACAAUCUGCUUCAUCUGAGAAUCUGGUUAACUUCAACCAGAAGUUAAUGAAGUUGUCGGGAAGUGUGAUUUGUAGAGUUGGGUUUGGGAUAAAUCUUAAAGGAAGCGAACUCGAGAAUACUUAUGAGGAAGUCAUCCAAGGAACCAUGGAGGUGUUAGGAAGUUUUGCAGCAUCAGACUACUUCCCGGUCAUUGGUAAACUCAUCGACAGGAUCACAGGGUUACAUAGCAAAUGUGAGAAGGUUUUUAAAGUAAUGGAUGCAUUUUUUGAUCAAUCCAUAAAGUGCCAUUUGGAAGAUAAAAAUAUCAAAGAUGAUAUCAUUGCCUUGCUUCUCAAGAUGGAAUCUAAAGAGACUGGACCUGGAGAGUUUCAAUUUACACGAAACCAUACCAAAGGAACUCUUCUAGAUAUUCUUAUUGGUGGAAUAGAUACUUCUGCCCAUACUGUAACUUGGGUGAUGACACAUUUGAUUGCAAACCCAAGGGUUAUGAAGAAAGUGCAAGCCGAAGUGCGAAAAGUGAUAAAAAACAAAGACUAUAUCAUAGAAGAAGAUAUGGAACAACUCGAAUAUCUCAAAAUGGUCAUUAAGGAAACACUUAGGAUAAACCUACUUUUGCCACUUCUAAUUCCAAGAGAGGCGUCAAAAGAUUUAAAGAUUGGGGGUUACGACAUUCCAAAAAAAACAUGGAUCCAAGUCAACGCAUGGGCUAUUCACAGGAGCCCAAACAUUUGGAAAGAUCCAGAAGUUUUUAUCCCCGAGAGGUUUAUGGACAAAGAGAUUGACUACAAAGGUCUAAACUUUGAGUUGUUGCCAUUCGGUAGCGGGAGGAGGAUGUGCCCUGGUAUGGGUUUGGGUAUGUCUUUGGUACACUUGACUCUUAUCAAUCUUCUUUACCGUUUUGACUGGAAGCUUCCAGGAGGAAUGGAAGCAAAAGAUGUUGAUCUUGAAGAAUCAUAUGGACUUGUCUCUCCUAAGAAGAUUCCACUUGAACUCAUCCCGGUCAUUACCCAUUGGACUUAA
Eruca vesicaria subsp. sativa (arugula) is the source of this 1491-nucleotide messenger RNA. The record is from the annotation of a GenBank genome assembly. Lineage: Eukaryota; Viridiplantae; Streptophyta; Magnoliopsida; Brassicales; Brassicaceae.